UCCGAGCUCAUCGACACAGUCCCGGAGCUGAAGGCAAGUGAGAUCAGAAAAUGCUGCGCGCUGUUUUCUCCCGAACUUUCCCACAAGUUUUCCGGAUCUCGGCAUGUCAGCACUCAACGAUUCCCGCCUCGAAUGUUCAUCCAGACGUUCACUUCAACAAGAUUUUCAUCAGCAAUGAGUGGCAUGAUGCAGUAAGCAAGAAAACGUUUCCAACCAUCAAUCCUGCUACGGGUGAGGUUGUCUGCCAGGUCGCAGAGGGCGAUAAGGCGGAUGUGGAAAAAGCUGUCAAGGCUGCCAAAGAUGCCUUUAAGCUCGGGUCUCCCUGGCGGCGUAUGGAUGCGUCCCACCGCGGGCUGCUCUUGAGCUGAUUGGCAGACUGCAUAGAGAGAGAUGCUGCCUAUUUAGCUGAACUAGAGACUCUUGACAAUGGAAAGCCAUAUGCUGUCUUCUACACUGUGGAUGUGCCCAUGGUGGUCAAGUGCUUGAGGUAUUAUGCUGGCUGGGCAGACAAAUGGGAGGGGAAGACCAUUCCCAUUGAUGGUGAUUACUUCUGCUACACCAGGCAUGAGCCCAUUGGUGUGUGUGGCCAAAUUAUCCCUUGGAACUUCCCACUGUUGAUGCAGGCGUGGAAACUCGGUCCUGCUCUGGCCACAGGGAACACGGUGGUGAUGAAGGUGGCAGAACAGACGCCCCUCACUGCCCUGUAUGUCGCCAGUCUGAUCAAAGAGGUGGGUUUCCCUGCUGGUGUCGUCAACAUUAUCCCAGGAAUGGGUCCCACGGCAGGGGCAGCCAUUGCGUCUCACAUGGAUGUGGACAAAGUAGCGUUCACUGGCUCCACUGAGGUAGGUCACCUCAUCCUGAAAGCCUCAAGUAGCAGUAAUCUGAAGAAGAUCACACUGGAGCUGGGAGGAAAGAGUCCAAACAUCAUUCUGUCAGAUGCUAAAAUGGAGGAGGCAGUGGAGCAGUCUCAUUUCGCCCUGUUCUUCAACCGAGGCCAGUGCUGUUGUGCAGGCUCUCGCACGUUUGUGCAGGAGAGCAUCUACGAUGAGUUUGUUGAGCGGAGCGUAGAGAGAGCUAAGAAGAGGAUUGUGGGAGACCCCUUUGACUUGAACAUGGAGCAGGGCCCCCAGGUGGAUGAGGAACAGUUCCAGAAGAUUCUUGGCUACAUCAGCAGUGGGAAGCGUGAUGGCGCUAAGCUCAUGUGUGGCGGCGAGGCGGCAGCUGACCGCGGUUACUUCAUCCAGCCCACCAUCUUCAGAGAUGUUAAAGAUGACAUGACAAUUGCUCGGGAGGAGAUCUUUGGACCUGUGAUGCAAAUUCUGAAGUUUAGAUCUUUAGAGGAAGUGAUUGAGAGAGCCAAUGCAGUUGCUGUUUUUACCCAAAACAUUGACAAGGCCCAUUACAUAUCCAACGGCCUGCGCGCUGGCACUGUGUGGAUUAACUGUUAUGACGUGUUUGGAGCUCAGGCUCCAUUUGGGGGAUACAAGUCCUCGGGAAUCGGUCGUGAGUUAGGAGAGUAUGGACUGGACAACUACACAGAGGUCAAAACGGUUACAAUUAAGGUCCCUCAGAAAAAUUCGUAAAUGGAUGAAUUCACCUAAUUAUAAGAGUCAUGCCAGACAUUAUUAAAAAUGAACAUUAUUCUGAUUCUCAUCCAUCAACACGAGUAAUGUGCUAAUGUGAACUGAAAAAUAAUACGUGUUUAGUCCAAAUUCUCGUCUGUAACAAUAGUUCUAACAGUGAUGAUUAGUUAGUCACGUAUAGUUGAUUUUACGGAAGUUAUUGCUAUGAUUAUCCACCAGACAAAAGGAGAGAAGAUUUGUAUUGGGCUGACUUUAUUCGGUUUAAUUCAAGCAUUAUAUAGACAGCAUAAUGACUACAAUUAUUUGCAUGUAUGCACUGAUUUGCGUAAUAAAUGCUUCAGAUAUUGUAUUUGUUUAAUUAAUUUAUUCAUUUUUAUUAAUUCAUUUA
Sinocyclocheilus anshuiensis is the source of this 1971-nucleotide messenger RNA. Its product is annotated as aldehyde dehydrogenase, mitochondrial-like. Lineage: Eukaryota; Metazoa; Chordata; Actinopteri; Cypriniformes; Cyprinidae. Gene Ontology annotation, molecular function: oxidoreductase activity, acting on the aldehyde or oxo group of donors, NAD or NADP as acceptor. The transcript has 13 exons. The coding region runs from base 468 to 1583 and encodes 371 amino acids. The record is from RefSeq and is a predicted model, not a curated record.